Lingula anatina is the source of this 6606-nucleotide messenger RNA. Its product is annotated as UDP-glucose:glycoprotein glucosyltransferase 1. Gene Ontology annotation, biological process: ERAD pathway. Gene Ontology annotation, cellular component: endoplasmic reticulum. Lineage: Eukaryota; Metazoa; Brachiopoda; Lingulata; Lingulida; Lingulidae. Gene Ontology annotation, molecular function: UDP-glucose:glycoprotein glucosyltransferase activity. The record is from RefSeq and is a predicted model, not a curated record.
UCUUUACAAAUCAAUGGGAAUUAGAAUUUCUAGUAUUAAUGGGGUGGGGUAUUUCUGUUUGUAAACCCGACUGUUUGUUUAUCUCAACUCUCCUCAAGAAGGAGUCCGAGUCUGCGCAGAUGCGUUUCCGGUGCAUUUCCAAUUCUCAGACGACACGAAGAUUCCGGCUAAAAUGGCAGGGCUUGUUUUGUUAGUUAUCUUGGUGCUGCAUGCCUGCAGUGAAGUAGAUGCCAAGUCCAAAUUUGUCUCUGUGUCACUAGAUGCCAAAUGGGAGUCGACACCACUGAUGCUAGAAACUAGCGAGUUUCUGGCCAAAGAGAGUAAUGCCAUGUUCUGGGCUUUUGUGGAUACUGUGGCAGAGGCCAACACUGCUGACAUGCAAGAUAAAGAACCUAAGGAAGUGUAUGAGAUGAUUCUGUCCAUAGCAGAAAAACUUAUUCCUUCCAAAUUACAACUGGGCCUUCUCAAGUUUUCAUUAUCAUUAAGAUCUUAUUCACCAGCUGUAGAAAUGCAUAAUCAGGUGGCCAAGGAUAAUAACCCUCCCCGUGAUUGUGAUACAUUUGUCGACGUCCAGGGCAAGGUCACGUGUGAUAGCAAGGAAAUGAAACGACUCAUUAACAGUGCCACUCAAAGAGCUAUGCCAGAACUCUAUCCAUUUGACCACCAUUUCUUGACCACUAAGAAAUCUGGACCAGUGGUUAUACUGUAUACGGAGCUUGGGACCAGCUCAUUCAAUUUGUUUCAUGGGGAGUUGAAAAAACUUGCCAAGAGAGGGAUGGUGGACUAUGUCCUCAGGCAUUUUGUCAAAGAACCAUCUGAAGAGAAGGUGAGACUGGCUGGGUAUGGUGUGGAGUUGGCAAUAAAGAGCACAGAAUACAAAGCAAAGGACGAUACAAAAAUGCAAGCUGGUGAAGAUGAGGAAGAUGACUUGGAAGAUGAUGAAGGAAAGGAUGUUCAGGGCAUUGUGUUCUCAUCACUACGAAUGAAGCAUCCUGAUUUGAAGGAGAAAUUGAAAGAAUUCAAGAAACAUCUUAUGAUGAGUAGCAAUGAGCUAUCCCCUCUGAAAGUUUGGCAGUUACAGGACCUGAGUUUUCAGACAGCUGAGAAAGUGCUGAGCUCAGCAGAUGAAGAUAUGUUGGAAACAUUACAAGAUCUCAGUCAAAAUUUUCCAUCUCGAGCCAUGUCUCUGGCUAAAGUCAGUGUCAAAGAUGACAUGCGUAAGGAGGUAAAGCAAAACCAAAAGUAUUUUGAGCAGUAUUUGAACAUUCUCCCUGGGGAAUCAGCUCUAUUCUUCAAUGGCCUACAAUAUGACCUUGAUAUCAGUGAUGUGUUCACUUUGCUGGAUACAUUACGAGCUGAUGCCAAGAUUAUGGAAGGCUUAUACAGUAUGGGUAUUAAGGGUGAAAGCCUAAGUAGCCUCCUUAAGCUUGACUUGAAAGAAACAGGUACCAGUUAUGCUGUAGAUAUCCGGAAUGGGCCCAUACAGUAUAUCAAUGAUCUUGAGAAGGACAGAAGAUACCAGCAAUGGCCCAGCAGUGUUCAGGACAUGCUCAGACCCACCUUCCCUGGGAUGCUAAGACAUGUCGCCAAAAACUUUUUUACAAUGGUAUUUAUGGUGGAUCCUUCCCAGCCAGAUGCCAGAGAUUUGCUGAAGAUGGCAGAAUCAUUCUAUGUGCACAAUGCCCCAAUCAGACUAGGCUUACUGUUUGUAGUGAACAAUGAGAAGGAAGUGGAUGGAGAACAGGAUGCAGGUGUCGCCCUCUACAGGGCUUUCAACUUUGUGAAAACAGCCAACACUGUGUCUGCUGCUCUUUCUUUUCUUACUGAUGUGUUUGAUAAGGUCCAGGCUGGAGAUUUGACAGCAGACCAAGUGGUUGCAGAAUUCAGGUCACAGUAUCAAGAUGAGGAUGUCAACAUGGUGUUUUCUUCAGACUCAGAUUAUGAUGAUGGUAGAAUAAGUUCUGCAGAGUACUUCUCUCGCAUUGGCCUCACCUCACUGCCACAAGUUCUCCUAAAUGGGGUUCCUCUCAAGAAAGAGACACUUAACCAAGACAGUUUUGAGGAAGGUGUGGUUAUGGAGAUAAUGAAACAGACUCCAGACUUCCAAAAGGCUGUCUAUAAGGGUGAACUGACUGACAGAGAUAAUGUGUUGGACUGGAUAAUGGAAAAAGAGAAUGUUUUGCCAAGACUGAAUGACCAGAUACUGGACACCAAGGACAAGAGGUACCUGCAGUUUGGACAUGAUGCAGGUUUGAUAGACGUGAACAAAGCUGGCACAUACACUGAUAUGACCGACAAAGAACUGACUGCAUCACUAGCUGCUAGCAUGGUAUAUAUGAAACGCCAAGAGGAGGCAGACAAGCACCCUAUCACCAUGUGGGUGGUGGCAGAUCUUUCCUCACCUGCUGGAAGAGCUCACCUCUACAGUGCUGUUAGACAUUUGAAGCACAGUCAUACCCUGAGGGUUGGUAUUGUCCACAACCCUCGCAGUCUCAGUACCAAGUUGUAUGAAGGCAGCCAGAUUCCACUGGCCAUCCACACAGCACUGGGAACUCAGGUUCCACACAUUGCCAGGAGCUUUGUCACCAAGCUGCUGAAAGAGGACAACAUACAUGCCAUUUUGGAAGGGACAAAGUCACUCAGUGACUUGGAAGUCCAUGGUAUGGUAAUGGAGGUGUACCUCAAGGCCCUGGACGUACAGACGGUGGCUUUCCUACAGUUCCACUCAGCCUUCUGCACCCACGUCCUGGGCUUUGAGCCAGGCGCCCGAGGAGUUAUAGUGAAUGGAAGAAUAAUUGGUCCAUUAAAAGACCAGGAAACAUUCAUAGAGGAUGACUAUAAUCUACUGGAGAAAUAUACACUGAAGUCGUCUGCUGAGAAAAUUGUUCAGAUGCUGACGGGAUUUACAGAGGACACAAAGAGGGUCAGUGACAUGGUGAUGCAGGUGGGCAGUCUGUUGAUGUCCAAUCAGCAGGCCAGCAUAGCCUCCAGGACUGAUGUACAGUUUGCUGGGGACCAGCACAGUGUGUUAAAAAUCCCUGCUAAACCUGAGGAACCAGCCUAUGAUGUAACAUUCAUAGUGGAUCCAGUUUCCCGGGAGGCACAGAAAGUGACCCCAUUACUCAGGGCACUGCUCAAAGUUGCGAACCUUAAGAUUCAAAUAUUCAUGAAUUGCAGAGAAAAAUUGUCAGAAAUGCCUCUGAAAAACUACUACCGCUAUGUGAUUGGGUCAGAGCUGGAGUUCAGCUCCAGAGAAAGCCUGGGUGCAGUGGCCACCUUCCACGGACUGCCACAGAAGUCUCUGCUCACUCUGAACAUGAACCCUCCCGAGGGCUGGCUGGUGGAGGCUGUCAGGACACAGUAUGAUCUGGAUAACAUAAUGCUGGAUGAGGUAGACAAGGGAAUCAAUGCGGAGUUUGAAUUGGAAUAUCUAUUAUUAGAAGGUCACUGCCAUGACCAGAAUUCAGGUCAGCCUCCCAGGGGCCUGCAGUUUGUACUAGGGACCAGGAGUCAGCAGGCAGUGGUGGACACCAUCGUCAUGGCCAACCUGGGUUAUUUCCAACUGAAAGCUAAGCCAGGGGCUUGGAUGUUACAACUUCGACAUGGACGUUCAGAGGAAAUCUACAAGAUAGCAAGCCAUGAGAGGACAGACUCUCCACCAGAUUCACCUAACAUUACUGUUGUCAUGAACAGCUUCCUCAGUAAAAUCAUCAAAGUCAAGGUAAGCAAGAAACCAGGACGGGAGUCAGAUGAUUUGUUGGGAGGAGAAGAAGACAAGAGAGGGGGGUUAUGGGAUUCUUUAUCCAGCUGGAUGGGUGAUGAGGAGGAGGAGGAAGACGUAGACAGCAGUUCCCUCUCAGGCCCGAGUGAAGAGGGGAAUCGAGAGACGAAAGUGAAUAUAUUUUCAGUGGCAUCAGGACACCUUUAUGAGAGAUUCCUCAGAAUUAUGAUGCUGAGUGUAGUGAAAAAUACCAAAUCAAAAAUUAAGUUUUGGUUCCUCAAGAACUAUUUGUCCCCAACAUUUAAGGAAUUUAUCCCAUAUUAUGCUAGAGAAUAUGGUUUUGAAUAUGAACUAGUUCAGUACAAAUGGCCUAGGUGGCUGCACCAGCAGACAGAGAAACAAAGGAUCAUAUGGGGGUAUAAAAUUCUUUUCCUAGAUGUGUUAUUCCCACUUGACGUGGAAAAAAUUAUAUUUGUUGAUGCUGAUCAGGUGGUCCGUGCAGAUAUUCAGGAGUUAUAUGACCUUGACCUCGGUGGUGCUCCUUAUGGCUACACUCCAUUCUGUGAUAGCAGAAAAGAGAUGGAUGGGUUCAGGUUCUGGAAGUCUGGUUACUGGGCAAGUCAUCUUGCUGGCAGGAAGUACCACAUUAGUGCCUUAUAUGUGGUGGACCUGAAGCGUUUUAGAAAGAUAGCAGCUGGUGAUCGUCUCAGAGGGCAGUACCAAGGCCUUAGUCAGGACCCCAACAGCUUGUCCAACUUAGAUCAAGAUCUUCCCAACAACAUGAUCCAUCAGGUGAACAUCAAGUCGCUGCCUCAGGAGUGGCUGUGGUGUGAGACUUGGUGCAGUGAUGACGAGAAGUCAAAAGCCAAAACUAUUGAUUUGUGUAAUAACCCACAGACCAAAGAACCUAAGCUGAAUGCAGCUAAGAGAAUAGUAGCUGAGUGGGAGGAAUAUGACAAUGAAGCAAGGAGGAUAUUUGAAAACUUUACCAGCAAUAAACCCACACUAGGUUCACUAAGUGCUGGCCACAUUGAAGCACAAGAAACCAGUACACAACCAAGAGAUGAGCUAUGAUACUAGUCUAUUACUAGUUCAGCUGCUGCAAUUGAGGGAGGUGUUGUCUGCAUUCCAUUUAUUCCUUCUCAACAAAAAUGCUCUCCAAUAUGAAUUUUGAAGAUAUUUUGAAGAUAUGUUAUUUCUUAGUUGGUGGAAACAUAGAUUAACUAUAUAUUAAUAUGAAUAUGCAAUAGAUAUGCAGUUUUCAAACAUACACAAAUAACAAAAUUUAAAUUCUUAAAACAAAAAAACACACAUUGCAGAUUAGAUGUUAUAAUUACUGUUUUUAUGCAAUUUAUCAAUCAGUUUGAAUUCAAAGAUGAAGUUUGUAAUUUGUGGUAUUGUUAGUGGUGGCUGGGUUGUGACAUAGGCAGUAAUAUGAGGUCCAAGGCAAUUUUGUUUCUUUUUCAAAAUAUUGGCUAGAUAGGCAGCUGUUACAUUGGGGGGUGCAUUAUAUAUAUAUAUAUAUUAGGUUCAUAGGAUAUUUAUAUAAGUUUAAAGUAGACUAAUGGUGACAGUGAUAUUAGAGCUUAGUCUCUGUCUCCCUUAAGCUAUUACAUUGCUCUUAGAAUCAUUGUUAUUUCAGUGCUGACAGUGUAAGUUAAAUGUGAAAAAAAUAUAUCUACACUCCUUCAUUCAGUCUUUCAGGAUAAGUCUCUUUUGAUCAGCUUUGUUAUGCAUAAUGUUAUCAUGUUUAGGAAAAUAAUUAUUUUUUAACUUAAUUUUUGUUGUACCCCAACUGUCUAAGCUAGAGAUCCAUUGGAUGUGUGGCACCCUGGCCUGGCUGUCUGUAGGUGUGUUCUUACUACAGGGGAGGAGAACCAACCACUUAUUUUUUGUGGCAAUUGUGUUAUUAUUAUCACUAUUAACCAUGAAACCUUGUUUCUUGUAUGUUUUGAGGAAAAAAUUGAAAUGUUACAGUAACAGCAAUAAGUUCUAGAGAAGUGGUAUUUGGUGCCAUUUGUCUUUAAUUCUAAGUUCCAGAGCUUUGUGUUGUAAUAUCAUUAAAGUGAAAAAGUCAGAUAAUAUAUUUCCAGUAAAAGUUGUUGAAUAUCUCUGAAAUAAAAAUAGAGGCAACAGGUAUAACUGAUAUGUGUAUGUAGAAAGUAAAAUGUGGAGAUUCAUAUUUUGUUCAUGGACUUGAAUUAUGACAUUUUUAUGGGCUUUUUUACAUCGAUUAUGUCUUAGCCACACAGCUGUACCAGUAUGUUUUGAGAAAUUGACAACUAUGUAAAGUCAGCUAAAUGGAGGCUGAGUGCAUUAUAUCUGUGUCUUAUUUCCUUUCCAUCUCUUAAAGCACAUAUAUACAGCUUUAUCUUUGGCAAUUUUUUAGUGUAAAGCACAAUAUGAAUGGUGCUACGCUGGUUAAACUCAGGAGGGAGGUGUAUCUCCUUUACAGCAUGUGCAACUUAAUGUUAUGUAUAGCUAUUGCCAUAAAAUUGUGAACAAAAGAUUGUUACCAGACUAUUUAAUGAUAUUUAUAUAUAUUCCUGUAAUGUGACAUUAAAAAAUACCAACCAAAAACUUCUCACUGAAAGCUAUGGAAAGCCAGUGUAAUGUUAUGGUAGUAAUAAUAAUAAUGCCAGUUUUGUCUGUAUUUUUGGUGAAAAGAGUAAAAUAGCUGUUGCAUUGAUCACAUUGACAAAGCUCAGUAUAUUUAGAAACUUGACAACAAACAAAAUAUGCGUACUGAAUAAAAGAAUAAAAAUUUUGAAAGGCUUACAUAUGCAGCUUCUGUUGUUCAUUCACUGUUAAAAUGUAACAAAUAUAAUUUAGAAAACGAGGGGAGUACGUUUGUGUUGCACACCUACACAUGAUAACUUUUAUGA